This is a messenger RNA of Batrachochytrium dendrobatidis JAM81, 1866 nucleotides long. RefSeq lists its product as uncharacterized. Gene Ontology annotation, molecular function: tubulin binding. Lineage: Eukaryota; Fungi; Chytridiomycota; Chytridiomycetes; Rhizophydiales. Gene Ontology annotation, biological process: centriole elongation; cilium assembly. Bases 1 to 1866 code for a protein of 621 amino acids. Gene Ontology annotation, cellular component: centriole; centrosome. The transcript has 9 exons. The record is from RefSeq and is a predicted model, not a curated record.
AUGUCUGCGUCAACCAUCUUGACUGGUCAUAGAGAGUCAUGGCUACGCAUUGCUGCUGACGCUGCUUCAUCUCUGUUGGAGUUUCAACAGUUGGAGUUAUUGCUGGUGGACUCUGUACGGAAAUCACAUCAUACUGGUCUUUUUCGAAGCAGUAGCACUGGCUCUGCUGCAGAUCAUGUUGCUUCUACAAACACCUCACCUGCUCGCCCUUCUAAACUACAGUCUACUUCUACUCUCCAAAAAUUUCUAGACGACUCUAUGGUACUGACAUGUUCAUCUUCUCAAAACAAGUCUUCACAUGCUACGUCAUCAUUCAAACAGGAAGACCAAUAUGAUGGCAGAGAAUCUCAGUACGAAGAUCAAGUGCAUUUGUCCAACUACACUCAAAGUGAGAGUUGUGAUGAUGAUACAAUUGAUUGGAGCGACGGAAAGGUUCCUGACGAAACACAUGAAGUGUCUGAAAGGAGUCUAAAUUCUGACCUCGCACACGAGCCACUAGUCAUUCAAUCUACACUACUAAAAAAACUCUUUCCCGCCAUGAACUCAUCUAUAAAGCAAACACCGUUGCAACACACUUCUCAAGCUUCCAACCCUACAUUAACAGAAAACCAGCAACUCAAGAAAAAACUCGAGAAUUUGGAACGUGAUAUCAAAAUACGUGACCAAACCAACAAGAGUUUGACACAGGAAAAUCGUAACCUUCAAAUUAAGUUGAACGAAAAAAAUUUGAACAAGAAUGAAUUUGAGCAAUACAGGCUAGAGCAGAUACGCAUUAUCAAUGCCAAGCAUGAAGAAAAUAUGCGUACGUUUAGAAAAGAGCGUUUGCUCUGGGAGCGAAACAAGAAAGCAACUGAGAUUCUUCCUAACAAAAGAGAGCGUCAGGAAAUAGACGCACUAAAGGCACAAUUAACUGAACAACUGAAAGUAUGGAAAGAUAAAGAGAUGCGAUUGCUGCAAACACAGGAUCGAUUAAAUCGCAAGGUGGGCGAACUUACCCGUCGCAACACGGAGUUGCUAGAGGAAGUCAAGACUCUGGAACAGGAACGAGCCAAUUUUAUACCUCACUUGACUAAUCAGUCUCACAGAACUCUUUUAGAUUCAACUCACUCUACAAUCAAAUCUGUUUCUGCUCAGCCAAAUCCUAAUUCUACAACACAAAUUCCACUUCGGACUACUAAAUCCACAUUAAUCAAAAGUGACAUGCCGCAAUCAUCCAUGCGAUACAAACCUGUUUCUUCAUCUGGAAAUACAAAUACCAAAGCUGUUCCUAGAGCACUAUUGAAGCCAUCCGCCACACCUGUUCAUCCGUCAAUUGAUGCUUUGAAUCGACUGGAAAAAACUUUGGGGUUGCCUAAAUGUAACGAGGAGCGAUCAUUCCCAGAAGGAAAACGCGAUCGACUUUAUGAAGGAGGUACUCGACUCGUGUGGCAUAUCAAUGGUACCAUGAAGCAGACACGAACAAAUGGACUUGAGGUUGUUUAUUUUUCAAAUGGAGAUUAUAAAACGAUGCAUCCCGAUGGACAUCUUGUAUAUUGGUAUAACGAGCCAAGGACGCUACACACCACACAGCCAGAUGGUGCAGAGAUUUUACAGUUUGAUAGUGGUCAGAUUGAGAAACGAUACUUGGACGGUACUCAACAAAUUAUUUUUCCAGAUCAAACCAUAAAAUACAUUUUUGCAUCACAAGAGGAAGAAGUUGUGUUUCCAGAUGGAAAGAUUCAACACACGGAUGCGCAAGGAGUGCGCACUAUUUAUUACCCGAAUGGCACAAAUGAGCUACUAUCUAAUGACAGUAGAGCCAAGUACUAUAUAGAUGGAGCGAUAAGCAUUGGUUGCCCCGACUCUACAGAUACUCUUGCGUACUAG